Somion occarium is the source of this 3486-nucleotide messenger RNA. Lineage: Eukaryota; Fungi; Basidiomycota; Agaricomycetes; Polyporales; Cerrenaceae. The record is from the annotation of a GenBank genome assembly.
UGAGCGACUGGCAGGGAAAGUCGAUACUUACUAUACUGAUGCCUCCUACACGGGCUUCCAGACGGUCAAGAGAGUCCUUGAUAACCCCAUACCUAACAUGCGGCGAUCUAUUGACAUCUAACUCUGCUCGUCUCAACAGCUUUCGAGCAAACUUCACUUUCUGUGUAUAAAUGGUCACAGAAUGUCCAUAGUAUGUCCAAGAGAUGACCGUCUUACUUGAAGUGUGCCCCGGGCUUUGAUCCAUGUCGCGUUACUUGUUGCAUCCACGUCAGUGUUCCAGUUCUCGGUCGCGACAGUUUUCUCUAAUCGUCUAACCAACCGAGCCAAGUUCACUCGGUCGUGCAGAAUCUGUUCUGAUGUUUGGACAGACAUGGCUAAUGAAAGUUUACAAGUUUAGCGAAUACGAACGAGAGCGUAAAGAAACAGCAAGGCAAGCCUGAGUAUGCGUGGAUUGUAUUAAGAUUAGACGAUAUUUACCUUUCCUCAUCACAUAUACCGUAUCGUCAUCUCCCUUACAGUCUUGAUUUAUAUCCAUAACACAUGGGGCGUGGAAACAAAUCCAGUAGAGGAAGCCCCAAUCGUGGAGGUCGUGGUUUCCGUGGAGGUCGAGGACAACCUCGAGGGCGGGGAAGAGGCUUUCCAAAUCCUACAAGAGGUCGGGGAGGAGGGUAUAUUCCAAUGGAGGAGAUUGAUUUUCCAAUCCAAAUGUACUCGGAAGAAUCAAGCUAUUAUCGCGGCGGAUCCGGAGGCUUCUCUAGUGCUCGUUUCAGAGGACGAGGAAGUGGUUACUCCACUCCUCGAGGAAUGAACUCUCCAAGGGGCCGAGGACGCGGACAAUCAGGGACUCAAACACCUAACUACUAUGAUGUAGGUUCGACGCCUAGCCGAGGUAGGGGAUCAGAUUCACCUUAUGGUCAGCAACGCGGGCGAGGAUUCAGAUCUUCGGCAUCCAAGCUGCAUGCGGGGGCGCCGUUGUCCAAGCUGUUGUACGAGGACAGACCUCUGCUGCGGCCUAUUGUAUUUGUACGCUCUGUAUAUACAGCGACGUUGUUCCAAGAAGAUGAAGAUAUUUUGAAAGCUGCUGUCGAAGAACCUGACGGCGAGGAAAGUCAUGUUCCAACAGCAGACCAGGUUACUCGUGUCUUCAAUGGAGCUGCAGAGGAAGAUGCGGAGCAAUAUGAAGAUGAAUUGGAAGAAAUCGAUUUCUCUGAAGUCGGACGCAUACAGGCGGAAGUUGAUGCAGCUAGCACCACGCUUCCAUCAACAUCAGACGUCACUGUGGUCGAGGAGAAGUUUACUGGAUUCUACAUCGAUACCAACCCCACGCCGAUCUCUCAAGAUGCUCAAAUAGAUGCAGGGAAGGUAGACGAAGACGCGUUGGGCAUCUCAUGGGACGAGGACGAGAUCGUUUACGUUGCUCCUCAUCCUCGUGCUGGGCCGGUUACACCUCCCCAGGAGGCGGUGACGUUUGAACCAUUACCGACAACUUCAAUCUUGACUGGGUUGGCUCCCUCUUCGGAGGUUCCACUCGGACCUUCUGAGGAAUCAACCAAUGUUGAAGCCAACGGCGCUGCUACAAGGCGUUUAGAAGACUCAAAUGUAGCUGCAUCACUCGCUCAGACGGAGCUUGUUGUUGCUGAUACCGUCGGGUCAGCAAACAUACCCAAAACCGAGCCAGAGGCGGACAUUGCCAUCCCAGCAGUGCCGUCCUUUGAUUCAGUAUCGUUUUCCUUGCUAUCAAGUGUAUUGAAGAAACAGGAAAGAAGAAUUCACCCGGUGCACACACCUCGUUCUCUCCUAAAGAGGUUGCGUCGCACACGUUCUACACGCAAGCCUCCUCGUCACUUUGGUUCCUUUGGCGCGAUGUUGUCUGAAGCACAUUUGCGGGAAGAGGCAGGCGCAAAGGAGAGAGAUCCUCGGAAGAACGAGCAACGCAGAGGUGACUCUGACGUUGACUGGGGCGAUGAUUCUGAAGAGGAUAAUGAAAUCGCGAACGAGGUAGAUGAGAUUUCGAGUGGCGUUGGUGGCAUGGACCUUGAUGGGGAAUUUGACUUGAAGACUAUGUCGAGCUUCGUGCAUAGUAUGAGUCCGGAGGGGUCCAGGCAUAUCACUAUGGAUGAUCUCGCUGAUAUUGAACAAAUACAACAAGAGGAUGAGGAGGACGAAGAGGACGAAGAGGACAACGAAAGCAGCGAAGACAGCGAGGAAGAUGAAGAGGUGAAGAUGGUUUUACAAGAAGAGGAACGGAUGCUCAUUGCGGAAAGUGACGGCGAUGAGGACGAGGACGAGGACGAGACUACAAGUGACGAGGAUGCGCCUUCAGGUAGCUUCCAGGCACGGUUGGACAGGAUACGGAAGGCGAAGGGAAAGCGAAAAGCAGACAUCGGUGACGAGGACACUGAAGAGGACGACUUUGACAUGGCUUUGGAGAUGUCCUGGGCCGAUGGAGAUGAGGCAUUUAUUGCUCAGAUCCAGUCAUUUGUUGAUGAGGAUCAACAAAUCCUCUCGCGGAAAGAUCGCAAGCAGCGGGAUAGGAUCUUCCGGGCCAUACAGAACGGCGACUGGAAUCGCGACGAGUAUGAGGAGAUGAUGGGUCAGCCUGCUAAACGCGGAAAGGACAAGUCUAUACCACUUGAGCUCCGUGAACAAUGGCAGAAGGACCGAGAUAAGAAGGCUGAGAACAAGCGCAAACGUGCACUCGCACGCCAAGAAAUUGCAGCGGAUCCUCUUGCACGUAAGAAGGGCGGUAAGAAGGGACUGAAGGCGGCACUUGCUGCAGCACGUUUGGACCCAUCCAUUGAGAUUCCUAAUCGAGUUGUCGACCUUGUUACUUUGGAACAGCAAAUCCGUCGCUUCCUCGCUGAUAUCGGUGGCAGCCGUACGAUGGUACUUCCUCCCGCCGAUAAGGAAACCAGGACGAAGGUGCACGAACUUGCCGGUGCCUUCAAUCUCAAGAGUCAGAGCAAAGGUUCGGGCAGCAACCGAUAUACAACAUUAGUCAGGACCACGAAGAGCGGGAUCGCUAUUAAUGAGAGGAAAGUUCGGAGGAUUCUCAACACAGUCAAUCCGUCAUGGGAAGGACCAGGUCGUGGAGGGAGGAAUCAUGUCGCUUCCCUUGCGAAGCAUAAAGAAGGGGAAGAAGUUGGCAAGGCUGCACCAAAGAUUGGAGAGUCGAAUGUCGGCUUCCAGAUGCUGGCUGCGAUGGGUUGGUCUGAGGGAGGUCGUAUCGGUUUAUCAGGUGGACUGCAUGCACCUCUGGUUGCUGUUAUGAAGAAGACCAAGUUGGGGCUCGGUGCUACACUGUCGUGAUUUGCUAACAAAUAUAGUUAUCGGAGCUAUCGGUCUUGAUAUACAACAGAUAUUUUCUUGCUGUUACUAUCAAUGGGUCUAUACUCAGUAGUGAUAUUGUGUAUAUAUUAUGCCUCUUACUUGGUCAGUUCUUCAAGUUUGUGAAACAUGGCGCAGUUAGGCUUGAACAUUGCAAUU